GGUGAUGGGCUGAGGCUCCGCCAUCUUAGUUGGCUUGGCAGCGGCGGGAGGAAGAGCCGACUUCCCUGACGAGAGCAGGAGGAGGCCCGUCCCGGCCUGGCCCGCAGAGAUGCGUCUCUCCCCGCUGGCCCCCGCCUGGCUCCUGGCCGCCCUGCUCUGCGGAGGAGCCCCCUCGCCCGCCAGCCCCACUCGAGUCAACAAGCACAAACCAUGGAUUGAAACGACGUACCACGGCAUCAUUACCGAAAACGACAACACAGUCCUGCUGGACCCGCCCUUGAUAGCACUGGACAAGGAUGCGCCUCUGCGUUUUGCAGAGAGUUUUGAGGUGACAGUCACCAAAGAAGGUGAGAUUUGUGGAUUUAAGAUCCACGGGCAAAAUGUCCCUUUUGAGGCCGUGGUGGUGGACAAGUCCACAGGCGAAGGGAUGAUCCGGUCCAAAGAGAAGCUGGACUGCGAGCUGCAGAAAGACUACACCUUCACCAUCCAAGCCUACGACUGCGGAAAGGGGCCAGAUGGAGCCAACAUGAAGAAAUCCCACAAGGCGACGGUGCACAUCCAGGUGAACGACGUCAAUGAGUACGCCCCAGUCUUCAAGGAGAAGUCCUACAAGGCCACUGUGAUCGAAGGCAAGAGGUACGACAACAUCCUGAAAGUGGAAGCCGUGGACGCCGAUUGUUCCCCCCAGUUCAGCCAGAUCUGCAGCUAUGAAAUCGUCACGCCGGACGUCCCCUUUACUAUCGACAAAGACGGUUACAUUAAAAACUCGGAGAAACUCAACUACGGGAAGGAACACCAAUAUAAGCUGACAGUGACGGCCUACGACUGCGGGAAGAAGAGAGCGACAGAGGACGUGCUGGUGAAAAUCACUAUUAAGCCAACAUGCAAGCCCGGCUGGCAAGGAUGGAGCAAAAGGAUGGAAUACGAACCCGGGACGGGUGCUCUUGCCCUCUUCCCGAACAUCCAUUUGGAGACGUGCGACGAGCCCAUCACUUCCAUAGAGGCCACCAUCGAGCUGGAAACCAACCACAUUGGGAAGGGUUGCGACCGAGACACGUACUCUGAGAAAUCCCUGCAUAGGCUCUGCGGUGCUUCCUCCGACACGGCGGAGCUGCUCCCGCCUCCCAGCAACACGGCCAACUGGACGGUCGGCCUCCCGACGGACAACGGCCACGACAGCGACCAGGUCUUUGAGUUCAAUGGCACCCAAGCCGUGAAGAUCCCCGAUAAUGUGGUCGCCAUCAACAUGAAGGAGCCCUUCGUGAUCUCCGUGUGGAUGAGGCACGGGCCCGGGAGCCGAGAGAAGGAGGCCGUCCUAUGCAGCUCAGACAAGACAGAUAUGAACCGGCACCACUAUUCUCUCUACGUCCACAACUGCCGGCUUGGAUUCCUCUUCCGCCAAGACCCCUCUGAAGGACAGAGUUACAAACCAGCAGAGUUCCACUGGAAACUGAACCAGGUGUGUGACAAGGAAUGGCACCACUACAUCCUCAAUGUCGAGUUUCCGGCCGUCACGCUGUACGUCGAUGGUGUGUCUUUCGACCCUUUCCCCGUGACGGAAGACUACCCGCUGCAUCCUUCCAAAAUAGAAUCCCAGCUGGUGGUUGGCGCUUGCUGGCAAGACUAUUCAGGAAAUGAGAAUGACACCGAAAAGGCCACUGAGACCCCUGCAGGUGGCGAACUCCGCAUGGCCCAGUACUUCCGAGGCAACCUGGCUGGGUUAAUGAUCCGCUCCGGAAAGCUGGAGAACAAGAAGGUGAUCGACUGCCUGUACACCUGCAAAGAAGGGCUGGAUCUGCACGUGGCAGAUGGCGCUAGCAAGGGCCUGAAGGUCCACAUGAACCCGAGUCAGUCGGCUGUGACCCUGGAAGGAGACGACUUUGAUCGCUUCGACAAGGCCAUGCAGCACAUCUCCUACCUGAACUCGCGCCAGUUUCCGACUCCCGGCAUCCGCAGGAUCAAAAUCACCAGCACCGCAAAGUGCUCCAGCGACGAGGCCUGCAUUGCCAUUCCCUUCGUCGAUGGCUACGUCAUGGUCUUGCAGCCCGAAGAGCCCAAGAUCAGCCUGAGCGGCAUCAACCACUUUGCCCGGUCGGCUUCCGAGUUCGAGAGCCCCGAAGGCGUUUCCCUCUUCCCUGAGCUUCGCAUCAUCAGCACCAUCACGCGGGAAGUUGAGCCGGAGGGGGACGGCGAUGAGGAUCCCACAGUCCAAGAAUCCUUGGUCUCUGAGGAGAUCAUGCACAAUUUGGAUACUUGCGAGGUCACGGUGGUGGGAGAGGAGUUGAACCAGGAGCAGGAGAGCUUGGAGGUGGACAUGGUGCGCCUGCAGCAGAAGGGCAUGGAGAUGAGCAGCUCCAACCUCGGCCUCAUCAUCACAGGGGUCGAUACCAUGGCCAGCUAUGAAGAGGUUUUGCACUUGAUCCGCUACCGCAAUUGGCACACCAUCUCUCUGUUUGACCGCAAGUUCAAGCUGGUCUGUUCAGAGCUCAACGGACGUUACAUCAGCAAUGAAUUUAAGGUGGAGGUGAAUGUGAUCCACACGGCCAACCCCAUGGACCACGCCAGCCAUAUCGCAGCACAGCAGCCCCAAUUCGUCCAGCCAGUCCACCAUUCCUUUGUUGACCUCGCGGGUCACAACCUGGCGAACCCUCACCCAGGCUUCUCAGUGGUUCCCAGUACUGCCACGGUCGUGAUUGUGGUGUGCGUCAGCUUCCUGGUGUUCAUGAUCAUUCUCGGGGUCUUCCGGAUCAGAGCCGCCCACCAGCGAACGAUGCGGGACCAGGACUCUGGGAAGGAGAACGAGAUGGACUGGGAUGACUCCGCGUUGACCAUAACUGUUAACCCCAUGGAGACCUAUGAGGACCAGCACAGUAGCGAGGAGGAGGAGGAGGAAGAGGAGGAGAGCGAAGACGGGGAGGAAGAGGACGACAUCACAAGCGCCGAGUCGGAGAGCAGUGAGGAAGAGGAAGGGGAGCAGGAGGAGGACCAGCAGAACGUAAACAGGCAGCAGCAGCUAGAAUGGGACGACUCCACGCUCACCUAUUGAUCCCAGCGAUUCCGGGCGCGGUUUCUUCCGUCUCUCUCUCCUCUUUCUUUCAUGUCGUCGUUCUUCAGUCCUGGAAGACUCCACCGCAAACCAUCGCUCUCAAGGAUCCGCUUGGUCCAGCAAAGGCAACCAGCGCACCUUGGGAAAACCACCACCAUCACCCCUGGCCUCAUCCAUAUGCCUCUCUCUCUCUCUCUCUCUCUCUCUCUUUCCUGACCCCACAAUCCUCUAGAAAUCCAGCUAGCACCUCUUCUCCCUCUGUUAUCCCACAGUGACUGGAUUUUGGUUGUGAGUUUUGUUUUAAUUUUCAAGGGACUGCCUUGUAUCCUCUCCUGGCGUCGUGUCACUGAAGCGGCGUCACAGCUUCACUCAGUUUUAGAAAAUUUUCAGUGGUUCGUUUCUCAUGCUUUCCCAGGAAACAAUUCACAUCGAGGUUGUUUGUUGAUCUAGAGUUAAAUUCUUUCUCUCUCUUACUUUUUGUUUCAAUUGGGCGUUUUGCCAGGAGAGCGGUUUUUUGGCUCAUUUCAUCCAUGCGCAACUUCUGCUCAUUUCAUCCCCGCGCAACUUCUGGCUCAUUUUAUCCCUGCGCAACUUCUGGCUCAUUUCAUCCUCGUGCGACUUCUGGCUCAUUUCAUCCCCGCGCGACUUUCGAAACAUGUUCUUUCUCCUCCCAACCUCCUAGUGCAUGUGUAAAGUGGCAGAAUGAGGUCAAAUAUGUAGAAGAUUAACAAGACUUUUUAAUAUUUUGUAAAUAUAUUGGAAUUAUGUAAUUACGUCACUUGUGGUAGUGGAAAUAAAAAAAAGGGGGUGGGUGGGACUCGGGAGGGAGGGAGGAAACCAUGCGAAACUUUUAAAAACAAAUCAUGCAGCAUGCUGUAGAGAUAAGGUUUGUUUUCUCGUUCUCUUUUUUUUUCCUGUUCCUGCCGCCAAAAGCAUGGGGCAAGUUUCCAUUCGUGUAGAGAAAUGAUCCAGUGGCAUUGGACUCGACUGCCAUCUUUACUCUGGACCAAGCUCUGUUGAUAGGUUCCCCCAAUUUUUUUUUUGUGUUAGUUUGUUUCUAAAAUGCUACUUUCAUAAAGAAAAGACCAAAAAAAUGUGAUUUUUAAUUGCAAAACCUUCUUUUUCAUGGGACCCCUUUCUCUGAGUCUGACUUCCCUCCUUUUCUCAAGGGCCGGGUCCUUGUUUGCAUUGGUUUUGAGGAGGAUAUUUUUUUUCCCGUGUCAAGAGCGACUUGAGAAACUGCAAGUCGCUUCUGGUGUGAGAGAAUUGGCUGUCUGCAAGGACGUUGCCCAGGGGAUACCCAGAUGCGUUACCAUCCUGUGGGAAGCUGGAGCUGACAGAUGGGAGCUCACCCUGCUCCCUGGAUUCGAACCACCGACCUUUUGGUCAGCAGUCCUUCUGGUGUUAGAGAAUUGGCUGUCUACAAGGACGUUGCCCAGGGGAUGUGUUACCAUCCCGUGGGAGGCUUUUCUCAUGUCCCUGCAUGAGAAGCUGGAGCUGACAGAUGGGGAGCCCAACCCACUCCCUGGAUUCAAACUGCCGACCUUUCAGUCAGCAGUCUUUCUGGUUUGAGAGAAUUGGCUGUCUACAGGGACGUUGCCCAGGGGACGCGCAGAUGUUUUACCGUCCUGUAGGAGGUUUCUCUUAUGUCCCCUCAUGAGAAGCUGGAGCUGAGAGGCAGGAGCUCCCCCACUCCCCAGAUUUGAAUUGCCGACCUUUUGGUCAACAGUCCUUUUGGUGUGAGAGAAUUGGCUGUCUGCAGGCACGUUGCCCAGGGCAUGCCUGGAUGUGUUACCAUCCUGUAGGAGGCUUCUCUUAUGUCCCCUCAUGAGGAGCUGGAGCUGAGAGGCAGGAGCUCCCCCACUCCCCAGAUUUGAACUGCCGUCCUUUUGGUCAGCAGUUGGUGUGAGAGCAUUGGCUGUCUGCAGACGCGUUUCCCAGGGGACUCCUGGAAGUGUCACCAUCCUGUGGGAGGCUUCUCUCACGUUCCAGCAUGAGAAGCCGGAGUAGAGACAUGGAAGCUCACCCCACUCCCCAGCGACCUAUCAGUCAGCAGUCCUGCUGGCACGAGGGUUUUAACGCAUUGCGCCAGCGGGUGCUCCUUGAGAAGGAUGUGCCUCGGGCACUUGAUACGAUAUAUAAAAAAUGACGAAAGGCGGUUUUUAUUUUCAGUUUGCACAAAGAGAGGCACCCCGAUGGCCGGGCGCUUUCUGAUUCCACAUUCCUGUGUCCACAGGGGUCUUCGAUGAUUGUAAUAGAUUUGGUGGAACGUGAUACUGGGAGGGUGGCGGGGUGGGCGGGAAAGCAGGGCGUCGUUCUUCGAAAACACUCCAUUUUGUGGCCUGUGGCUCUUGUACAAUAAUUUGGGACGUGGAGAUAUUUUUCUCUUUUGGGUUGAGGGGGUGUCAUUGUUUACACUGAAUGUCUGCCGUUAUUUUCUUCUGUUUUGAGACGAUUCCUCGCAACCUUGUGAACCUGCUUCAAGGUGCAAGGUUGAAAGAGCGGGGAUUUGGGGGGGGGGGUUAAAGGAGCCAGCAUCCGGUCACUUGGGCUUCGGAGGGAAAACGUCCCCCAAAGCGAAGAAAAGCAAGUGAUGACCCCAACGGCAUGGCGGCGACUGCUAGGCUUUUCUUUUUCCUCUUUUAAGUUGGUCGCUUCUUUGUUUUUCCAGCAAAUUGGUGGGUUUUGGGGGGGGGGGGGAGAUGGCGGAGGCUGUUCUGCUCCCACUUGCUGGCUGCUAACUAUGAGAGUAAUUUGGAAAGUAAGGUUACAAGGCAUGUAGUUCUCACAGGGAAUUUUCGCAAGGGAAGUUGGUAUCACUGCCAUGUAGUUCACCUACAUCCGGAGCACACUAUGAACCCAAAAGGAUGCAUUAGGGAACGCGACAAAGUUCCAACUGACAGUUGAUUGCCCUCACGCCUCCUAUCCUCCACUGUACGAGGGAUAUCCGGAAAGAGAGGUUGCAAGGCACGCUGGCUUCCCACUACACAGUGAUAGCAACUUCCCCCACGAAAAUUCCCCACGAGAGCUACGUGCUUUGUAAUCUUACUUUCCGGAUAACCCUCGUAGGAUAAAGUGAAGUGGGGUUGGC
Messenger RNA from Anolis sagrei ordinatus, 6137 nucleotides. It is a transcript of the gene CLSTN1, whose product is annotated as calsyntenin 1. The record is from RefSeq and is a predicted model, not a curated record. Gene Ontology annotation, biological process: homophilic cell-cell adhesion; positive regulation of synapse assembly; positive regulation of synaptic transmission. Gene Ontology annotation, molecular function: kinesin binding; X11-like protein binding; amyloid-beta binding. Gene Ontology annotation, cellular component: cell surface; postsynaptic membrane. Lineage: Eukaryota; Metazoa; Chordata; Lepidosauria; Squamata; Anolidae.